Messenger RNA from Solenopsis invicta (red fire ant), 4728 nucleotides. Its product is annotated as protein croquemort. The record is from RefSeq and is a predicted model, not a curated record. Gene Ontology annotation, cellular component: cytoplasm; membrane. The transcript has 10 exons. The coding region runs from base 783 to 2369 and encodes 528 amino acids. Lineage: Eukaryota; Metazoa; Arthropoda; Insecta; Hymenoptera; Formicidae. Gene Ontology annotation, molecular function: scavenger receptor activity.
AGUUGCGCAAGAGGAGACGUCAUGCGCGCUAGGGAGACCAUGAUCGAGAUCGCACUAACGGUGCCGGGCUACAUCUCGAUGUUUCCGAUUCAUUCUAACUCAACGAGGGGAUCAACUUCAUCCGCUUACAAGCUAUAACUUGCGGCCCGAUGCGAUGGUGCAUAAAAAUAAAGUGCGGAAAAAUUCGCGCGUGCAAACUUCGGAGUUGCGUUCGAAGCUUCUCUCGCGAUUCUUAAUCAACCAGCUCUUUGAGGGCUCUUCGGGGAUCUUUAAUUAGUUUCGUCAAACAUCGUGCACGUUUGAUGCGGUGCAAAUUUUUGAUUCGGUAAACUGCCAUCUCACGGAUGUGCCACUUUUAAUCUGGAGAAGCUCAAAGAAUGUUAAUCUCGGACAGGUCGCCCAAACGAAUUCUCGCGUGAAGUAAGAAUUUAUAGUCAGGAUCAAAGAAAUAUAUCUCGUGGCUACCUCGAAGGGGAUCUUAUCGUAACUUGAUAAAAUUAUUUAAUCCCGACAUACGGAUAAGCGCAUCCACGAAAAAAAUAACACGGAAGUCACGCCGCAGAGAUUCGAUUUUUAUAAACGGCACAUUUCUCUACUUGUUGCCAUUCUACUUUCAUUGUGAUUAUUUUAACGUGCAAGUAAGCUAAUUGUAAAGUAAUUUGGAGGACGCGCGAUUGCGCUUGAAAUGCACAACUAAUUUCUCAGUGAAGAGGAGAGAAAAGCGGUCUGCUGUUAUUACUACUUUCUCGAAUGUGCCUUUAAAAUAUCCGAGGGAGAAAAAAAUGGCUGAUCAUGUGGAGAUCGAAUCGACAGUCCCAAAGGAACCUAAAACGCGCACGUAUGCAACCGCUACGCAGACCUCAGUGCGGCCUGUACGUCCUGUAAAAAUGGCGCGAUCCCGUACAAAAGUUAUGAUCGUCUCAAUCGUGGGUUUAAUAAUAAUGAUCCUUGGCAUAAUCGUAGGAUCACUUUGGACUACCGUGAUAUACGAUAUGAUAUUUGUAAAGAUAUUGACGUUAACGCCAGUAUCUUUCACUUACGACUUGUGGGUGAAAACUCCUAUUCCAGUGUACUUCAAAUUCUACAUGUUCAAUUGGACCAAUCCAGAGGAGUUUUACAAGCCGGGUGCAAAACCGAAUUUUCAGGAAAUGGGGCCUUACGUUUUUCGAGAAGUCGAUACUAAAGUGAAUAUAAUAUGGAAUGACAACGGAACUGCCACGUUUCUAAAAAGGAAGGAAUGGUUCUUUGAGGAAAGCUUGUCUAAUGGAAAGCUAACCGAUGAAAUCACCAAUUUAAAUCCGAUAGUUGCGACGGUUGCACACUCGGUAAAAUCCAAGCCUCCGUUCAUACGUAAGUUAGUCAAUGAGUUUAUGGUGAGUUUAGGAGAAAGUCUAGUAUUUACUAGAACCGUGAAUACGCUGAUAUUUGAGGGAUUUAAUGAUACGUUACUGGAAAUUGCGAGAAAGAUGAAAGUGACGAAAAUACCUUAUUCCAAAUUUGCAUGGUUCUACGGGAGGAACGGCUCGGACACUUACGAUGGCACGUUCAACAUGUUAACUGGAGUAAACAAUUUGUACGAGAUGGGAUUGCUAAAAGAAUGGAAUUUUAGUAACCGAACAGAUAAGUAUGAGGGUUCGUGUGGUUCUGUAGGUGGUUCAUUGGGGGAUUUCUGGCCACCUUUAUUAGAUAAUCAGACGCUUUCUAUAUUCAUCCCGGAUAUUUGCACGACUUUGAAUUUGUCAAAAGACAAUUCAACAACAACGGAAGUUGAAGGGAUAAAAGGAAGUACAUAUACCGCAAAUAAAUAUAUGCUCGAUAAUGGCAAAUAUGUAGCCUCAAGACAAUGUUAUUGUCCUAAAGGGAAUUGUGGACCUAGCGGAACAUUAGAUAUUUCAUCUUGCAAAUUUGGGGCUCCGGCUUUCGUUAGUUUACCACACUUCUAUCUAGCAGAUCCAAGUUACAGAGUAAAUAUAACGGGAUUAUUACCGCAGAAAGAAAAACAUUCACUAUUAAUGACUUUAGAACCAACCACAGGUGUCCCACUCGCAAUUAAGGCGCAACUGCAGUUAAAUUUGUUGGUGGAACCAGUGCCUGAUAUGAGCAUAUUCGAGAAUAUAACGAAGACUUACAUCCCAAUGCUGUGGUUUACUCAAGAAGCUAAUCUAACUGCCGAAUUCGCGAAUAAAGUUCAGUUAUUUAUAAUUCUUCGAUCAUUAGGUACUGUAACCUUCUUUGGAAUAGCGGGAAUCGGACUUCUAAUACUCUUCAUCGGGAUCUUCAUUUAUAUACGACAAAAAUGGCAAGGAGAAGAAGAUCAAGUAUUAAUAUCCAAGUACGAUGGCGAUGUUAGAACAAGAGACGAAAUGUAGUAAUUACUUCCUUUUACAGGCGUGAUUAUUAUAAGUCAGACGCCAAGAUUUAAAUUUAUUCUCUUAUGCAUUCAUAUUAUUUCUUGUAUAUAUCAUGAUGCAGAUAGUUUCUUUUAUUCAUUAAUUUAGGAGUAUUGAAAUUUUUUUCCAGGGGGGGGGGGAUCUUACAGAUACUUCUAAAGCAUUAUUAUUACGUAUUCCGACCUCAUGAUUGUGUUUCAAGUCCGACGAAUAUAUAACAUAGAGCUCGAAUAAGCUCGAGAUUGCAAAAAUUAUUAUUCAGCAUUACGAACCGCUGUGACUGACAUAUAUAGGCCUGCUGACCUUGUUUAGUACUGAAAUUUUUGUAUUUUGUUGAAUGACAAUUUUCCAGUAAGGUUUAUCACAUGCAUAAAAAUAUUCCAUAACUUUAUGUUACUGUCAAAAGUAACGUUUUACAUUUUUAUUGGCGCCGGACUUGUAUUAAUUGUGCUGUUACGUGCCAUGAAUAACGUUAAAAUAUUUUUACUUCUCUUUGAUUACUUUACUUUCUUCGCUUCCUUUACUUCUUGUGCUUCUUUUGCUGCCUUUGUAUUCAAGCUUCCUUUCUUUACAUUUUGAGUAUAAUUAUAGAGCUGAGGUAAGACUGUAUCAAUGUCUUAUGAAUAUUUGAUGAGAAAUAGUUAAUGUACCACGAAGGUACGAAAGUGCCUACUUUAGCUACUACAGUGUAGCUAUGGAUGCAAAUAAGCAUCCAUUAAUAGUGUAUUUGCAAGUAAACAUUAAUAAUGUAUAGUUCCAACUAUCAAUAAGACGUUAAAUUGAAGAUUUACUUCUACGUUUGUCAAGAUGUGAAACGAAUGUAGUUUUUAUAUUACAUUAAAAUAUAAAAAAUAUUUAUGCGGCGGAACAAUCUUCAGAAAAAUACUAAAACGUCGUUUUGAUCGGUUAUAUGUGACAGUGUAAUUAAACAAAAUCUGCUAAUAUUACUAGCUAAUAUUUUAUCCAGACUAUAAAUAUAUAUUGCGGAAUAUAUAUAUAUAUAUAUAUAUAUAUAUAUAUAUAUUAUUUUAAUGAUACUAGAUAUUAUUGUGUUACAUUCUUUACAGAGGACUUUAGUGAUUUCAUAGAGCCGUAAACAAAUUUUAGAUAUUGUCACUUUGUCAACUCUGUAACAUAUAUAAAAUAGAGUAUUUAUCAGCUAGUAAAUUUUCUACUUGUAAUAAACUAGCAAGUACCAUUCUAAAACUUAUACUUUCAAUACUUAUAUCAAUCCAUGAUGCGUAAAUUAUGUUUCGAGAUAUAUUUUAAAACAAUUAGAAUUUUAAAUUUUUAAUCACUGCAUUUUCAGUUCGACUGUGGAAAAUUAAGAGUAAAUCUCGAUUUCAUCGCGAUAUUUCGUAGCGAAGGUAUAACAAUGUAAGGAUAAUGGUUUAAGUUUAAGAAACAAUAUAUUUCAAGAAAAAUUAUUAGAUUGGAAGAAUAUUAUCAUAGUUUAUUAAAAUUUAUUAAAUUUCAGCAAAAAUAUUUAUCGUGUGCGACGAACAACCUCUCAAUUUAAAAAAAAUGAUAAGAUCUUGCAACUACGAAUAAAAAAUAAAAAAAAUUGCAAUUUUAUGUCGUAUUAAAUUUUGAAAUAUGUUAAUCUUUGAAUUUCGAUGAUUUUCUUCCAAAUCAACGAUGUUUCCUCUGUUGUAUGUAAAAUAACAUGUAUGUAUGUACACGCAUGCAAGAGGAAACGUUAUCACAAGACGCUCAAAGCCGUAGGGAAUAAUAAGCGCUAUGAUUUUAGGUCUAAUCUUUUCAUUCUGUAGCUUCUCUUUGCCAAACAGCUUAGCAAAAUGCGAACAAUAAUGUAUGUGUAUGCGUAACGAAUUCAGAAUGUUCUUAUUACGUAAUUUGCAACACACCAAAUACGGCACUUAUGAAAAUCACGCGUAACGAGAUUUAUUAUAGAAUGCGAUCUAUUAAUAAUAAAAUAAUUUCAAUACCUUUGUAAAUUAUUUUUACUAUUAUUUCAUAAUAAUUACACGCGACAAUGAUUAAAUUGCGGUAAAAUUAAAUAUUGCAAAUUGGAUAUCGAAUCUUUAUGGAAUACAUUGCGAAACAAUGAAAUAAUGAUAGAUAUCGCAUUACGCGAAAUUACUGAAAGAUCUAUAUGGCAGAAAAUUCAGAAAAAUAUAUUAAUAAUUCUGCAUCGAUGCGUAUCGGCUUAUUUAACGCGCGCUGUAUAAUAUUCGUAUCAUUUUAUACUGAUUUUUUGCAGUUUAAAAUGUAACAAGACAUGCACGAUCAAAGUUUAACACUUAUUGUAAUCCUAAAUAUCUGUGAUAUACAAAGUGCGCGAAUGUGAAAAGAAUAUAAAACUGUUUUAUGGAAA